Gastrolobium bilobum is the source of this 2234-nucleotide messenger RNA. RefSeq names its product protein YLS7-like. The transcript is spliced from 4 exons. Lineage: Eukaryota; Viridiplantae; Streptophyta; Magnoliopsida; Fabales; Fabaceae. The record is from RefSeq and is a predicted model, not a curated record. The coding region runs from base 335 to 2158 and encodes 607 amino acids. Gene Ontology annotation, cellular component: Golgi apparatus. Gene Ontology annotation, molecular function: O-acetyltransferase activity.
UCUCGCUCCAUUCCUUGCACUAGCGGAAAAGCAUCUGAAAUAAACAGAGGCAAAACUUGUUGCCGUUUCAUCCAAAUUCCACGUCCCUUCGGAACAUACAUCACUGACUCCGAAUUCGUAUCUAAAACUUUCUUCAUUCCCUCCAUUGUACACUCACAAUCUCGUCACCAAGGGUGAUUUUGUGGAUUGAUCUCAUCUCAGGCUCCAAAUCUCCUAUGUGAUUUUCAUCACUGGAAGCUAUGUUUUAUAAUUAACAUUAAGAUAUUUUCUAUGGUUUUGAAAGCUUUCAUGCUUCAGGGUUUAGUGUAGAAGUUGAUUGUAUUUAUUGAAUUACAUGGCUUGGGCUAGUUCCAAAGGUUCCCUUGGAAUGUCUUCCCAUCCAAGGCCUCUUUCUUGGAUUGUAGUUUUAGUGGGAGCACUUGCAGUUUUCUUAAUUUAUGCUUCCUGGGUUCUUGUAUCAUCUCCAAUUGGUGCCACGGUUCAUGGAUAUUUUUAUGGUAUAGGUAGUUCGCAGAAGUUAGACUUUUCGGUCUCUCCUACUGCUACACAUGAAGGUCAGUUGAAUAAAAGUUUAGAUCUUGUUGAUAAUCAACCAUCCUCUGAUCCACAAUCUUCCACAAUUUCCUCUGAUCUCUCUAGUGAUAGCAAGAUAGAACAAACUGACACUAAAUCAAAUUCACAAGUAGAUAUGAGUGAGUCUAAUUCAGAGAAUUUCCCAAUGACCAAGGAUGUGAAUGGCAUAGAAACUUCUGAUGGGGCAGUUUCUAAUUCACAUGAACCCGUGACUUCAUUUGGCAACAGUGCAGAUGUGGUCAAUAGUAGCUUUCCUGCCCAAGCAAAUUCACAAAAUGAUUUGACUUCAAGUGCAACUAUGCCAGUGGCAGAUAUCAAUUCUUCCAAUGUGACUAGUAAUACUAGAACUGAGGAACCCACGUCUGUGGUUUCGAUCAAUCAGUCCAGUGCUGUAAUUACAACAUCAAAUGAGACCUCUAUGUCUUCUGAUGAUUCCACAUCAACAGCAGUUCCUGCAUCACUAGAGAAGCCAAAUAACACAUCCUAUGCUGGUUCAGUUAAUUCAGGUUGUGAUCUGUACCAUGGAAAUUGGAUACAUGAUCCAUUGGGACCAUUAUACACAAACAAUUCAUGCCCUGUAAUUACACAGAUGCAGAAUUGCCAGGGUAAUGGGAGGCCUGACCAGGAUUAUGAGAAUUGGCGAUGGAAGCCCUUUCAGUGUGACAUACCACGAUUUGAUCCCAAGAAAUUUUUACAGCUGAUGAGAGGGAAGACCUUGGCUUUCAUUGGAGAUUCAGUAGCUCGAAACCAGAUGGAAUCAAUGCUGUGUAUUCUCUGGCAGGUAGAGGUACCGAAGAAUCGGGGAAAUCGUAAUAUGCAACGAUAUUAUUUUAGGUCCACAUCUGUAAUGAUUGUCCGGAUAUGGUCCUCGUGGCUUGUCAAACAAAUAUCUGAACCAUUUGAUUUUGCUCCAGCUGGUGUGGAUAAGCUCCAUUUAGAUGCCCCUGAUGAGAAGUUGAUGGAAUAUAUACCAAAAUUUGAUGUGGUUGUUCUUUCUUCUGGUCAUUGGUUUGCCAAGAAGUCUGUGUAUAUUUUGAACAAUGAGAUAGUGGGAGGACAGUUGUGGUGGCCAGACAAGUCCAAGCCUAAGAAGGUUAACAAUGUUCAUGCAUAUGGUAUAUCUGUUGAAACAAUUCUCACUGCUCUUGUCACACAUCCAAAUUACACAGGGCUUACAAUUAUGCGUUCCUAUUCCCCUGACCAUUAUGAGGGUGGGGCCUGGAACACAGGUGGAUCAUGUACUGGGAAGGUUAAGCCUCUUACACUUGGUGAACUGGUGGAAAAUGGGCACACAAAUACAAUGCAUGAGCAACAGGUUACAGGUUUUAACCGUGCAAUGAAAAAGGCAACAAGUAGAUCAAAGUUGAGGUUAAUGGAUAUCACUGAAGUCUUUCAAUACCGGCAUGAUGGUCAUCCUGGCCCUUACCGGAGUCCUGACCCUAAUAAGAUCACAAAACGUGGUCCAGAUGGAAGGCCUCCACCACAGGAUUGCUUGCACUGGUGCAUGCCAGGUCCUGUAGAUACCUGGAAUGAACUUGUGUUUGAAAUCAUUAAGAGAGAAUUUGAAGGCCAAAGUGCAUCAUGAGAUUUGAUUUGAUUUAAUUUAUUUUUUUGACACUCAAGCUGCAUAGAAUAAUAUAUUAUAGCCUUAUGGUAUCUUU